Oncorhynchus keta (chum salmon) is the source of this 1461-nucleotide messenger RNA. Its product is annotated as tRNA selenocysteine 1-associated protein 1-like. Gene Ontology annotation, molecular function: tRNA binding. Gene Ontology annotation, biological process: selenocysteine incorporation. Gene Ontology annotation, cellular component: nucleus. The transcript has 7 exons. The record is from RefSeq and is a predicted model, not a curated record. Lineage: Eukaryota; Metazoa; Chordata; Actinopteri; Salmoniformes; Salmonidae. Bases 146 to 757 code for a protein of 203 amino acids.
GACUUUUACUAUCCCAUAAUGCAACAGUGAACGGCACACCCCCAACCACCAGCCACAAAUCCUCUAGUCUAGAUGGCAGUCUGUAGAUUUACCACGGUGUGUUAUGAAGCUCCACUUACGUUGGUGAUCUGAAAUUGUAAACAAAAUGAGUUGCUUAUGGAUGGGUAAUUUAGAGCCUUACAUGGACGAGAAGUUCAUCUCUCGUGCAUUCGCCACCAUGGGAGAGCUUGUGGUGGGGGUGAGAAUCAUCCGGAACAAAAUGAACUGGGGUGCGGCAGGCUAUUGCUUUGUUGAGCUGGCGGACGAGGCCACUGCUGAGAGGUGUCUCAGGAAAGUCAACGGAAAGCCUCUCCCUGGAGCCACACCGCCGAAGAGGUUCAAACUAAACCGCGCCACGUACGGAAGACAAGGAGAGAACAGAGGUGGUUACUCAGACAAUGGGUACAAUCAGCCAUACUCAUACAACAACAGCCAGUGCUACCAACAGUACCCUGACUACUACUCCAACUGGGGCUAUGACCAGAACACGGGCAGCUACGGAGGUUACAACUACAACCACUAUGACUAUAGCAAUCAGGGUUAUGGGGAGACUGAAGAUGAUGGAUUGGAGUACCCCAUGGUGGCACUGGAUGUGGUGGCAGCCAACAGGCAGUACAUGGAGGAGAGUGAGGAGCUGUAUGAUGCCCUCACAGACUGCCACUGGCCUGCCCUGGAGCCUCCUGGUCCUACUGCUGCUGCCCCAUCCAAGGCACAGUAGAGCUAGCAGACCCCCUGGUCGACAGACAGCAACAGUCAGACUCUCUCAACCUCUCGAUGUGGAUUGUUUGGAACAGCCCAGUGUGAAGGUUCAAAGGGUAAAGGCAUCUCGUCCUGCCUGCCAAGAGUAGCUGGUCUUCAGUGUCUCGUACACUUGCAAUGAGCUAAGCUAAGCGAACAGACCACAGUGUAUGAUUCGUGUGAACCCAGCUCCAGUGACUGAAAGGAUGCCCCCCUCAUGUUUGAAUUUUUAUUUUUAUUGCUCACCCCCACUCAUUUUUGGGGGGGUUAUUGGGCACUGGUUUGGGUCCAAUUGCCCAAUGAACAGGCUUUUUCAUAUUUAUUGUCCACACUGGAAAAUAGAAUAAGAUUGAAAUAUAAUCCCUAUUCGACACCCUAUUCUACCUAUUGAUUAUCUAUCUAGGGUCACUUGCUUCUUAUUGUGGAGUGGAAGACUGUGUAGUGGGUGUUUUAAACCUUUCUCCUCCACGUUAUAAUUUGAAAGCUGUGGUACAGACAAUUGUUGAUUCUGCUUUAUGUAAAUACUCAUCAACAGAAGACAAUGUGGAAGUGCGUGUAUUCACUUUAUAAUAUCUUACAUGAAUAAUACAUUAUAAAUGCUUAAUAAAUUAAUAUAAAUGCUUUUAUGUUUUUUAAUAUAAUGAAAUACUUUAAUAAAUAGGUUAUGAAUGCUUAUUCUUCAGA